ACGUCAUUCGGCCAGACGACUCCCCCCUUUUUCCCCUCCCAGUCGGACCGACAUCCACCGUUUAGGAGCGACUGGGGAAAAAAAGCAGCUUUUUGGACCAGAGACGCAAAUCAUGGUGACCGGAUUCCGACUGAACUUGUCGCCGUUGAAGGAGCCUCUGGGCUUCAUCAAACUGGUGGAGUGGCUCACGGCCAUAUUUGCUUUCGGGAGUUGCGGCGGAUACUCGGGGAAGAACAUCAUAUCUCUCGUCUGUGGCGAUGGAACGAAUGAGACUCUCGAUGCCAACUUCCACUACCCGUUCAGGUUAAGCCAGGUCCCGCUCAUCGUGGGCAACGCCACGCUUUGUAACCGCUCCGUCACCACGACGUACCUGGUGGGAGACUCCGCCUCCUCGGUGGAGUUCUUUGUGGGCGUCGCCAUCGUCUGCUUUCUGUACAGCAUGGUCGCUCUGUUGGUGUAUUUAGGCUACAUGCACGUCUACAAGGACUCCGACUUUGGACCCAUUUUCGACGUUGUGAUCACGGCGAUUCUGGUUUUCCUGUGGCUGGUGUGUUCGUCGGCCUGGGCGAAGGGCCUGCAGAACGUGAAGGACGCCACGGACACCGCUGGCAUCGGCAGCACGUUGGCCCUCUGCAAGGGGGGCAACGUCACCUGCGAGGUGACGGAGUUUGCCAGCAUGAGGACCCUCAACAUCUCUGUGGUGUUCGGAUACCUCAACAUGCUAGUGUGGGCGAGCAACGGCUGGUUUGUUUAUAAGGAAACCCGUUGGCACUCCCUGAAGAUCUCCUCUCAGCCUGCCGCAGCUGGAAGGCAACAGGUCCCUGCAGCCAUGUAACACGCGGCGUAGAGCACACGCACACGCAUUACACAUACACGGACGGGGGAAAAAAGCUUUAAGCGGGACACUAAAUAAAGGAUGUUUUUGAGAGAUGGCCGGUUGGAAAACUGAUGGAUCAAACUUAAUGUGCGUUUCUCAGAUGUCAGGGUCAUUUCUUGCAUAUUCUUGGCUUACUUGAACAGAGAACAGUUCUGAAAGCAAGAAAAUUGUCUCCUGUGGGAGAAAGUGGGAGGCUGGGGGAGUGAAAGUGUUCUUGCUAAGGUUUCAUGUGUAGAUUAGCCAUUAGGCUUACUGGUUAUUUCAUACACCAUCACACCAAUGCAAUGGUGCAGUCUUUUUUCUUUUAACAGUACCUGCUUGAUGGUUUCUAAUGCUUCAGUAAGCUCAUACGUGCACAAACAAUGACCAAACUAUUUAGGAAGAUAUUUGUUACUUCUUUUUCGGUAACGGCUGGACAAGGACUUAAUCUAUUAUGGUUUAUUGUGCCGUGAGUAAAGGAAAAUAUUUCAUUUCUUGGACAUUUUCCGCAGACAGAAUAAUUUGGGUCUGUGGUGCGAUAUGAAGCAUAAUAUUCUAUCUCCUAUUACCAUAUCAUUGUAAUUUAUUGGCACACAGCAUAUUACAUUUGCAUCUGUGGUUAAUGAGUUCACUUCUUUCCUAUUUUGUUUAGGUAUAUAUCUUUUCUUAUUAUUAUUUAAAGCGCUUUGCUUAUCUGCAAAAUGUUUGGCUCUUAUAUUCAUUCAUUCUUUCCAGUCAGCCAUCUGCCCUCCGGUGGUUGCUGGCGGGAAUUGAAAUGUACGAACGAAGCUACAUUUAGGAAUUUACAAAUUAAAGUACGUUGUGAAGCCCGCUGAUGAGGUGAUUUCCUUUAGUAAAGUAAAUUAAGUCCACGCGGACAAGGAGGCGGGUGAGACGUUUUAAACCUUCUGCGUGAAGUGGGCCUCCAACCCAAAUACCAGGAGACGAGUUCACGCGUGAUGUCCUUAUCACAACAUGCACGGCACCAUGAGAGUGUUGCCGACUUAAUUAGUUGAGGGAAAUGUUGCAGCGAGAGGAAGCCAAAGUGCGUGAUCCUUAAAUGUAUCUCUAUCUGAAGACUUUUAUCUUAUUUAGUCCCAACUCCGGUACCAGAAGGUUAAAUCUGUAACUUGAUAUCUGCUCUCAUCACUUGUAUAAUGUAGAGGCGGCUUGUUUAAACAUUCCCUUUUUCUGCAUCGCUGUUAAACUGAAACGGCUCUGCCAACGUUUUUUGUGUUUUAUCUUAUUGCAUAUCUCCAUGUGAUUUCCAAACAGCUUUUCUACAAUUUUU
Messenger RNA from Gasterosteus aculeatus aculeatus (three-spined stickleback), 2147 nucleotides. It is a transcript of the gene sypl1, whose product is annotated as synaptophysin-like 1. The record is from RefSeq and is a predicted model, not a curated record. Lineage: Eukaryota; Metazoa; Chordata; Actinopteri; Perciformes; Gasterosteidae. Gene Ontology annotation, cellular component: synaptic vesicle; synaptic vesicle membrane.